AUGAAUGUGAAAGUUCUGUCCAUGAAGGAUUUGGACAGUGGCUGUCAAAUUGAGUAUCGGUUGGACUUUGACAACUUGCCCUUUCUUCAUCAACAAGCAAUCCCUCUUGAAGAUUAUAAAUUUCCUGAUAUUCCUUCAAGAUUUUUCUUUGAGGUUUUUCCAAUGUCUUUAUUUUUUGAUAAAGACUUGAAAAUUAAACAGGUUGGCAACAACCUUCAGUUCUUGUUUGGAAACCAUCCCCUAAGGGGUGAAGAUAUGAAUAAAAUUUUCACUUUACGGAGACCACUUUCAACCAAAUUUACUUAUGAUGAUAUCCUUUAUCAUAACCAUGUGGUAUUUGAAUUACAAUGUUGUGUUGUACCCAAAGAGUCAAAAGAAAAUUCAGAUCCAGUUCAGAUGAUUCUACGAGGACAAAUGAUAAAAAUUCCUACAAAUGAAAUGAUUGCAUUCCUCUGUGUACCUCUAAUUGAGAACUUGGAAGAUUUACAGAUGAAAGGAUUAUAUUUAAAUGAUUUAAGUAUGACUGACAACAGCCGAGAUAUGAUUCUAGUUGGGCACCAGCAUGCAUCAAACAUUGAACUCACUCUUGAUAAGACAAUCCAGAAAAUUCAAGAAACACAUUUAGUCAAAAAGAAAGCUAAAGAAUACCAACAGGCUAGCAGAGAUUUGCUUUAUUCUAUAAUUCCAAAGAAUAUUGGUAUCCAGCUUGAAGAAGGAAAAAAUCCUGAAGAGACAUGGCAGACAAUUGAUGAAGUAACACUUAUGUUCUGCUCAAUAACUGGAUACAGUCGAUUUGUUGAUAUCUCCAAAACAAAGAAUGCCAGAGAUUUGAUGAGGAAUAUCUGUGAAAUCUUCCAAUGGCUUAAUAAAAUUAUUAGCCAUCACAAUGUCUUUAAGGUGGAAACCAAAGAAAAUGAUGGUUUAUUGCUUUUGGCUGGUGGACUAGAUGGUAAACCCAAUCAUGCUAAAGAUGUUGCUCGUUGUGCACUUGACUUAAUCCAUUCAUGUAGAGAACACAGCCUGGAAAAUCUCAGUAAAGAAAUUAGUUUGGAAAUUGGAAUGGACUAUGGCAGUGUGGUAUCUGGUGUGGUGGGUUUAAAGAAUUAUCAAUAUUGCUUAUUUGGAGACACUGUGAAUACUGCUUCAAGAAUGGACCACAGUAGUUUGACUGGACGCAUCCAGCUAACACAACAAUGCCAGAAACAACUUUUCUUUUCUUCUUCAUUUUCUUCUCCUUGUCCCUUUGCUAUUUUCUCUCGUUCAGCUAACAACUUCUCUCUUUCUUCUUUCUCCUUCUUUUCCUUCAGUUCUUCAGAAAGGUCUUUUGGUCUUCCUAGGAUCAAAUCUUUCCCAAUUAUUCGCCUGACUCCAAUUUCCAACAAAGCUUCUUCUUCUUCAGCUGUCAGCCCAAUUCUUUCUUCACUCUUCUUCUUCUUGUGUGCAUUCAAAGCUAUCUCUUGUUCCAUGUGA
This is a messenger RNA of Acanthosepion pharaonis, 1470 nucleotides long. NCBI's taxonomy places the organism in Eukaryota, Metazoa, Mollusca, Cephalopoda, Sepiida, Sepiidae. The record is from the annotation of a GenBank genome assembly.